AUGACUCUAGUCUGGAGACAUUUGCUGAGACCCUUGUGCCUGGUCACCUCCGCUCCCAGGAUCCUUGAGAUGCGUCCUUUCCUGAGCCUAGGUGCUUCCUGGACAUCAGGAACCAAGCUCAGUCUUCAUACAAGGCCCAGAAUGCCUCCAUGUGACUUCAAGCCUGAAAGAUACCAGUCCCUUGGCUACAACCGUGUCCUGGAAAUCCACAAGGAACACCUUUCUCCUGUGGUGACGGCAUAUUUCCAGAAACCCCUGCUGCUCCACCAGGGGCACAUGGAGUGGCUCUUUGAUGCUGAGGGAAACAGAUACCUGGAUUUCUUUUCUGGGAUUGUUACUGUCAGUGUUGGCCACUGCCACCCGAAGGUGAAUGCAGUGGCACAAAAGCAACUCGGCCGCCUGUGGCAUACAAGCACUGUCUUCUUCCACCCUCCAAUGCAUGAAUAUGCAGAGAAGCUUGCCGCACUUCUUCCUGAGCCUCUUAAGGUCAUUUUCUUGGUGAACAGUGGCUCAGAAGCCAAUGAGCUAGCCAUGCUGAUGGCCAGGGCGCACUCAAACAACAUAGACAUCAUUUCUUUCAGAGGAGCCUACCAUGGAUGCAGUCCUUACACACUUGGUUUGACAAAUGUAGGGACCUACAAGAUGGAACUCCCUGGUGGGACAGGUUGCCAACCAACAAUGUGUCCAGAUGUUUUUCGUGGUCCUUGGGGAGGAAGCCACUGUCGAGAUUCUCCAGUGCAAACAAUCAGGAAGUGCAGCUGUGCACCAGACUGCUGCCAAGCUAAAGACCAGUAUAUUGAGCAGUUCAAAGAUACGCUGAGCACAUCUGUGGCCAAGUCAAUUGCAGGAUUUUUUGCAGAACCUAUUCAAGGUGUGAAUGGAGUUGUCCAGUACCCAAAGGGGUUUCUAAAGGAAGCCUUUGAGCUGGUGCGAGCAAGGGGAGGUGUGUGCAUUGCAGAUGAAGUGCAGACAGGAUUUGGAAGGUUGGGCUCUCACUUCUGGGGCUUCCAAACCCACGACGUCCUGCCUGACAUUGUCACCAUGGCUAAAGGGAUUGGGAAUGGCUUUCCCAUGGCAGCAGUCGUAACCACUCCAGAGAUUGCCAAAUCUUUGGCCAAACGCCUGCAGCACUUCAAUACCUUUGGAGGGAACCCCAUGGCCUGUGCCAUUGGAUCUGCUGUGCUUGAGGUGAUUAAAGAAGAAAAUCUACAGGAAAAUAGUCAAGAAGUUGGGACCUACAUGUUACUAAAAUUUGCUAAGCUGCGGGAUGAGUUUGAAAUUGUUGGAGACGUUCGAGGCAAAGGCCUCAUGAUAGGCAUAGAAAUGGUGCAGGAUAAGAUAAGCCGCCGGCCUCUUCCCCGUGAAGAAGUGAAUCAGAUCCAUGAGGACUGCAAGCACAUGGGGCUCCUCGUGGGCAGAGGCAGCAUUUUUUCUCAGACAUUUCGCAUUGCACCCUCAAUGUGCAUCACUAAACCAGAAGUUGAUUUUGCAACAGAAGUAUUUCGUUCUGCCUUAACCCAACACAUGGAAAGAAGAACUAAGUAA
Messenger RNA from Piliocolobus tephrosceles (Ugandan red Colobus), 1545 nucleotides. It is a transcript of the gene AGXT2, whose product is annotated as alanine--glyoxylate aminotransferase 2. Gene Ontology annotation, molecular function: L-alanine:glyoxylate transaminase activity; pyridoxal phosphate binding. Gene Ontology annotation, biological process: glyoxylate catabolic process. The coding region runs from base 1 to 1545 and encodes 514 amino acids. The record is from RefSeq and is a predicted model, not a curated record. The transcript is spliced from 14 exons. Lineage: Eukaryota; Metazoa; Chordata; Mammalia; Primates; Cercopithecidae. Gene Ontology annotation, cellular component: mitochondrion.